Rhagoletis pomonella (apple maggot) is the source of this 831-nucleotide messenger RNA. Its product is annotated as GDP-Man:Man(3)GlcNAc(2)-PP-Dol alpha-1,2-mannosyltransferase-like. Gene Ontology annotation, cellular component: endoplasmic reticulum membrane. Gene Ontology annotation, biological process: protein N-linked glycosylation. NCBI's taxonomy places the organism in Eukaryota, Metazoa, Arthropoda, Insecta, Diptera, Tephritidae. Gene Ontology annotation, molecular function: GDP-Man:Man(3)GlcNAc(2)-PP-Dol alpha-1,2-mannosyltransferase activity. The record is from RefSeq and is a predicted model, not a curated record.
UACCGUUGUAUGCAUCGUAGUCCGGUUUUCGUGAAAUAUACGAAAAUGCGAUCACAGAUUAAGUGAUAGCAUUUUUGAAAAAUCGGACUACGAUGGUUUCAGUGAUAGCCCUGAAUAUGUUAGCAGUAAUGCUCAUUUUAUUUAAUUUUUAUAGAUGUACAGCUGGGUUGGCCAGUGUUCAGACACUAUAAUGGUUAAUUCCACGUGGACUGAAAAUCAUAUUGGUGAUUUAUGGGGGGUACCUUUUAAAACGCAUCGUGUAUAUCCUCCUUGUGAAGUAAGACAUAUUAAAGCGCUAAAGCGCAACGAGAAUACAGAGAAGGUAAUAAUUUUAUCCAUUGGUCAAUUCCGACCAGAGAAAGAUCACCCGUUACAGCUGCAGGCAAUGUAUGAACUACGAACUCUUUUAUCAAGAAAUGAGGAUCUAUGGAAUAAGGUGCAUCUUAUCAUAGCGGGUUCGUGUCGAAACGACAGCGACUACGAACGGCUGAAGAAUAUGCAAGACUUGGCUAAACAUCUCUCUUUAGAAAAUUCCGUGGAAUUUAAAGUAAAUGUUCACUACGAUGAACUCCUCCAACUGUAUCAAAAAUCCGGAAUUGGAAUUCACACUAUGUGGAAUGAGCACUUCGGUAUCGGCAUCGUCGAAUGUAUGUCCGCAGGUAUGAUAAUGAUUGCUCACCGAUCCGGAGGUCCCUUAUUAGACAUAAUCGAAACUUCAGAAGGAAGUCAGAACGGAUAUUUAGCAACAAAUGCUGUUGAAUACGCUAAUUGCAUCUUAAGUAUCAUAUGCAGUUCCAGAGAAGUAAAUGAAACAAUUCGCAAUGCAGCAAG